AUGUCUUCUACACAAACGACGACCACAGAGACCAACCAGCAACAGCCCCGCGCCAGGCGGGUCAACCGCGCGCGGCGCCCCGCCCGGGGGACGCCAAAGAACGCCGCCCAGGAAAGCGCUGAAGACGGCGCGGCGGCGGAGAAGACGGCGGACGCAGAGGAGGGCGCGAUCUGCUGGAUAUGCGCCGAGCCGGUCAAGUACUGGUCCGUGUCCGAGUGCAACCACCGGACGUGCCAUGUCUGCGCCCUGCGCCUGCGCGCGCUAUACAAGAAGCUCGAAUGUACUUUCUGCAAGGAACCUCAGCAAUCCGUGAUAUUCACAAUCUCGCCCGAUGCACCGUUCUCGUCGUACUCUCCGGAUGCUAUUCCCUAUAAGGACCCUAAACUGUCCAUAUUCUUCGAGACACAGGAGAUGAUGGAGGAGACGCUUAUCCUCCUCCGCUUCAACUGCCCCGACUCUAAAUGCGACUACAUAGCCGUGGCCGGCUGGGGCGAUCUCAAGUUACACGUCCGCGAAGCGCACGGCAAAGUCAUGUGCGACCUGUGUAUCCGGCACAAGAAAGUCUUCGCGCACGAACAAGCGCUCUAUCCGCCUUGGCUGCUACCAUACCACCUCCCAUCCAUGGCCCACCACCGUUCGCGCAAGCCCCCGCCGCCGAAGGAGCAGAUCGAGGGCGGCGUGCACCCGCUGUGCGCGUUUUGCCGCGAGUGCUUCUUCAGCGACGACGAGCUCUACGCGCAUAUGCGCGAGCGGCACGAAGAGUGUUUCAUCUGCAAGCGCAACGAGAUCCGGGACCAAUAUUUCCAGAAUUACGAAGCACUAGAACAGCACUUCACCAACGCACACUUUCCGUGCCCCAACGCGCAGUGCCAGGCACGCAAGUUCGUCGUCUUCGGCUCCGCGCUCGACCUCAAGGCGCACAUGGUCGAGGAGCACGGCGCGGACAUGUCCGCGCGCGACAAGCGGGACGCGCUGCGCGUCCAAGCGGACUUUGCUUUCGAUGCGGGCGGUGGUAGCGGAGGGGGCGGUGGGGGACGCAGGGGUGGGCGCAAUAGAGAUAGAGAUAGGGGAGAUCGCGGGGAGCCACCGCCACAGCCUGGCCCGGCGCGACCUGGUGGCGGUGGGAGGCGCCGGGAGGGGUUCGGUGCGCAUUUGUCGACGGAGGCGAAUCCCAGCGCCAGUGCCAAUGGGACGUCGCAUAAUACGCCCGAGCCCUCCCGGCGUCCGUCCCCGUCGCCCGUGCGCGACGACGUCGAUCCUGAAGUUGCCGAGCGCCACGCGUCCUUCGUCGCUCGCCUCGUCUCCGUCGCGCCGAACAACGCGAACAUCGUGCCGGGCGUGAAGGCCGCGAUCCGGUCGUACCGCGCGUCCGAGUCCGCAGCGCGCGACCUCAUCUCGACGAUCUGGAACGUGCUUGACCGCGAUCUGGACAACACGGCGAGCAUCAUCAACGCGCUCGUCGACCUCCUCGACGAGGACGAGAAGAAGCGCGACCUGCUCGCGGCGUGGAACGGGUUCAAGCUGGAGCAACGCAAGAACUUCCCUGACUUAGUGCCUACAUCCCAGGGCAACGAGUACGCAGGUAUAACCGCCGGCCGCGUCCUGAACGCGAAGCACUCCACCGCGACGCGCUCCUCCUCCGCCUCCUCGUCCCGGCACGUCUGGGACCGCGUCGCGCAGGCCGCCGCUUCGUCUUCAGUCCCGGGUCCCUCGCGCCAGCGCCCCGCAGAUCGCUUUCCGCCGCUCAACCCGCAAGCCUCCGCGCCAGCCCCGGUCCCCGCGUACCGCCAGCCGCAGCGGAGCACGCCCUGGGCUUCCACGGCCGCUUCCGCGGGGCCGUCGUCGUCCUCGCACUUCCCGCCGCCCUCGUCGGUGUCCGUCGUCCCCCGCCCUGCGGUGAGCCGCGGAAGCUCCAAGGCCAAAGGACCACCGCCGCCUUCCUUGUCGAAAUCCGCGUUCCCCGAGCUGCCAAGCACGAGCAAUAACAAGCCGGUCAGGGCCCCUGUGGGUGGUAACCAGUCGUUGAAGAAUAUCCUGGGGAAGCCUAGCCAGCCCGCUGGGAAUGUCUGGGGAGCGGCGAGUGCGAGUGCGGCGCAGCCGGUGUCCAAUGGGUCGUCGGAGGUCGGGCAUUCGCGUGAUGAACAGGAACCGAAUGGGGAGGUGGUGGGGUCUAGGAAUGACGGCGGGGGAGGGAGGAAGAAGGGCAAGGGCAAACAAAAGCAGACACUAUUCACCCUCGGCACGUUCCCAACGUGAGAUGGCAGAAUGUUAUGAGAUGUGUGAUACUGAGAUAGAAAUGUAGCUGUAGUCCAUCAGUUUGUUCGGAUGCAAUAUGAGGAACUUGAAUGUGUUGCUAAAAGUACAUGAUUCAUCCCUCAAGCUGCC
Molecule: messenger RNA, 2385 nt
Organism: Gloeophyllum trabeum ATCC 11539
Lineage: Eukaryota; Fungi; Basidiomycota; Agaricomycetes; Gloeophyllales; Gloeophyllaceae
Exons: 8
Coding region: 1-2256 (751 amino acids)
Biological process (GO): rescue of stalled cytosolic ribosome; protein ubiquitination
Molecular function (GO): ubiquitin protein ligase activity; ribosome binding
Source: RefSeq, a predicted model, not a curated record